AUGACAGCUGCUGUUCCCGAAACAAAUCCCACAGCCUCACCACCAGCCAAGCGCGUCAAGACCAUCGAAAUGUCCUCCGAGCCCGCCCUCCAAGUUAAGAAGCUGUCCGCUACAGCUCGUCUGCCCACGCGCGGCAGCGACUUUGCUGCUGGCUACGACCUCUACGCUUCCAAGGAGACUGUUAUCCCUGCGCGCGGCAAGGCCCUCGUUUCCACGGAUAUUAGCAUUGCUACUCCUCCCAGCACAUACGGCCGCAUCGCACCCCGCUCCGGCCUCGCAGCCAAGCACUUCAUCGACACCGGCGCCGGCGUCAUUGACGAGGAUUACCGCGGCGAGGUCAAGGUUCUUCUCUUCAACCACGCCGAAACCGACUUUGAGAUCAAGGAGGGCGACCGUAUUGCUCAGCUUGUCUUGGAGCGCAUUGCUACCCCCGCCGUCGUCGAGGUCCAGGAGCUUGCGGAGAGCACCCGCGGCGCUGGUGGCUUCGGCAGCACUGGCACCAACUAG
This is a messenger RNA of [Torrubiella] hemipterigena, 507 nucleotides long. NCBI's taxonomy places the organism in Eukaryota, Fungi, Ascomycota, Sordariomycetes, Hypocreales, Clavicipitaceae. The record is from the annotation of a GenBank genome assembly.